AUGGCUGCUGCAGGGGCAGAGCAUCUCCAAAAGUUAUGGAUGCAUUUGGCAAUGAAUACAUUUCCUAACUUUGGUAAUCCUCAACAAAACUCCCAACAAUCAACUUUACCACCUCCAUUGACAGGUGGAAUGGCAAAUUUUGGAGGAUUAGCUUCAUUGUUUCCUGUUAACCUUGCUCCAGGGUCAACACCUAAUCCUAUCACAAAUCCUACUACACCAAACUCACUUUCUUUUAGUGCAGAACAGGCAAUAAAAACUGUAGAAAAACUAGAAGAAACUGGUGAGGUGGAACGUCUAGCACAUUAUUUAUGUAGAUUGCCACCAAAUAUAGCUAAUGAGAUAUCUAAAAACGAGUCUGUUUUGAGGGCUAAAGCUUUAGUCUGUUUUCGUACCGGUAAUUUUCGUGAAUUAUAUAGUAUCUUAGAAAAUCAUAAGUUUACAUCUGGUAAUCAUGGAAAGUUACAAGCUAUGUGGCAAGAAGCACAUUAUCAGGAGGCUGAAAAUAUACGUGGAAGACCUUUAGGACCUGUAGAUAAAUAUCGUGUUAGAAAGAAGUUUCCAAUGCCUAGAACAAUCUGGGAUGGAGAACAAAAAACACAUUGUUUUAAAGAAAGAACGAGAUCAUUAUUAAGAGAAUGGUAUUUGCAGGAUCCUUAUCCAAACCCAACAAAAAAAAAAGAAUUAGCUAAAGCAACAGGGCUUACAGCUAUGCAAGUUGGUAACUGGUUUAAAAACAGAAGGCAAAGAGAUCGUGCAGCUGCAGCCAAAAAUAAACAACAUGGAUAUGGAAUGGAUGGUUUAGGAGGUAAAAACAAAAGUCCAGGAUCAGAUAAUUCUGAUUCAGAUAUGGAUGAUGAUUUACUGAAUAGAAGUGUAACUUCAACACCAACAAAUUAUGAUGAAAAUAAUAAAGAUCUCGUAGUAGGUGGUGAUAGUAAUAAAGAAGAUAGCAUAAGUCCAAAUAAUCUUUUAUCAAAAUUAGCACCAACAUCACUUUUAUCAACAAUGGGUCCAGUCUUUUCCGGUAAUCAUCUUCAACCAACAUUUGAUAAUAUAUUUUCUAAUUUUGGUGUUUCAUCUCAACAAUCACCUAAUCCUCCCAUUAAUGGAACAUUAUUUCCAUCUAGUAUGGAACAUUUUAAAAUUUUAAUGCAAAAUCCUUUAUUUCAACAGUUACAACAACAAAUGAUGUUUCAACAACAACAAGCUCAACAAAUGCAACAACAACAAUUGUUACAAUGUUUACAAAAGCAACAAACAUCACUUAAUACACCAGAAAAAACAUCAGAUUCAGAAUGUACUGUUUCACCAAUUUGUGAUGAUGUUUCAGGAAAAGAUAAAAAUUUACUAAAAAAAUCAAAGCUAUCAAUAGAUGAAAUAUUAAAUAUUAAAAAAAAUAAUAAUUUAGAUGAUUGUGAAAAAAUUGAAGAUAAUGAACAUCAUAAUAAUAAUGAAAGUACUUCAGAAUCAAAUACAAGUACUGAUUAUCUUGAUCCACAGUCACCAGAUAGCAAAAAUGAGGAAAAUUUGGAGAAUGGCAAAGAAAAAGAUGAUGAAAAAAUAAAAGUAGAGGGAGAUGAAAUAGAAGAAAAUGAAAAUCAAGAUGAAAAAGAAACAAAAUUAUAA
Molecule: messenger RNA, 1626 nt
Organism: Strongyloides ratti
Lineage: Eukaryota; Metazoa; Nematoda; Chromadorea; Rhabditida; Strongyloididae
Product: Protein Optix
Exons: 3
Coding region: 1-1626 (541 amino acids)
Biological process (GO): regulation of transcription by RNA polymerase II
Cellular component (GO): nucleus; transcription regulator complex
Molecular function (GO): DNA-binding transcription factor activity, RNA polymerase II-specific; RNA polymerase II cis-regulatory region sequence-specific DNA binding
Source: RefSeq, a predicted model, not a curated record